This is a messenger RNA of Cadophora gregata, 6016 nucleotides long. RefSeq lists its product as uncharacterized. Bases 16 to 981 code for a protein of 321 amino acids. The transcript has 3 exons. Gene Ontology annotation, molecular function: ATP:ADP adenylyltransferase activity; ATP binding. Gene Ontology annotation, biological process: nucleotide metabolic process. Lineage: Eukaryota; Fungi; Ascomycota; Leotiomycetes; Helotiales; Ploettnerulaceae. The record is from RefSeq and is a predicted model, not a curated record.
ACUAAUAAUUGCACCAUGACAACCUUGCGAAACCUGCCAGCACUCGUCAGGAAGCAAUUCAUAUCUGCCCAAGAGAGCGGAGAUUUAACUUUCUAUGCAACUCGGGUCUCCAUCCUGCAAUGCGAGGGAUUACCAUUUCAAUUGCGCUUCUCUCCAGCUCUUGCAAAUAAGCCAAAGUCUAGUAAACCCAAGUCUCCUUCCUCGAAACCAUUCGAUCCUUUCGACAAUCCUCCAGCAGGCCUCUUUAUCACAUCUCUCCCACCGUCCCAUUUCCUUGUCCUGAACAAAUUCCCAGUCAUCCCUGACCACUUUAUACUUGCCACCAAGGACUUCAAACAGCAAACCGGCUUACUGGAUAAGGACGACCUGGAAGCCGCUUACGCAUGCCUGAAGGCUUACAAAGACAAUGGCGAGGAAUUGUUCGGUUUCUUCAAUUCGGGUGAACACUCGGGCGCGAGCCAACCGCAUAGGCAUAUCCAGUUCCUGCCAGUUGAAUCCAUGCGAAGUGGCAUUGGACCGGAUGCCAAGUGGAACGUCCUGGUAGAUAGUUUGGUGAAGGAAACAAAACCUGAACUACCCUUCUCAUAUUUCUCUGCCCAGAUCCCCAAAAAUGCUUCAGGAGAAGACAUUCAUCGGAUCUACACCGAUCUUCAUGGUCUAGCCUGUCGAUUGGUGAAGAAUAUUGAAGCUGCCGAUCCAAGUGCAGGUAUUUCAUUACAAGAAUCACCUAUCAGUUACAAUCUUGGCUUUACUGUUCGAGCAAUCGUUCUAUGCCCUCGCAUUUCUGAGGGUUUGAAAAUUCAGGCCAGCUCUGGUGACGCUAUUGGACCCAUUGCCCUGAAUGGAACUGUCCUCGGAGGAACUCUACUCGUUAAGAGUGAAGAGGAAUGGAAUGUGUUGCAGAAAGAUGAAUCGAAAUUAAUAAACAUAUUAGCAGCCAUCGGAGUACCACCUACAUUGGAUCAAGAAGGCCGACUGUAAUUCAAAUCACGGACGAAUUGCCUUGAUUUUGACCUGCAAAACAAACGCUCUACUACAAUACAUGGCUCAUAGACGAGCAAAAGGCCACGCCAUACUACAAACCAUACUCCUACACUUUUUAAAUCCUAGGAUACACCAUGGAACCCGCGCUACUUCAUUGGAAAGCCGAGCUUUGAAAUUGAUGCUGUCAGUUUGACGUGCCAGCCAUCAUAAUGUGCCACAGGUCUGGUCUUACACAUGUUCCCCUGCAAGCAUGCAAGCGGACAACAGUGCUUAGAUUGUUCCCACUAAUUGCCAUCGACUUCUUCCUUCAAGCUCGUCCCAACGCUUGCGACACGUAGAAUUGCCGAAGUGGUACGACCCUCCAUUAUUGGCGAUGUAUUCAGCGACUAGCUUCCAGGGAAUUUUGCCUUUGGCUCUGUCGGAUUCUCUGCUGAGCUUCAGUACAGCUCUCUUCAGAAGCCGAACCUGCUUUGCAAUCAGUCCUGUAGUUGCUUUGCUAGGCACUUGAAACUCACAUCAUUAUCUUCCCACUCUGGUUUCCUUACUCGUUGAGUCUUGUCCUUCGUCAGGGUGCGGAAACGUCCUCUGAGGGUUGAUUCUGCCUCUUUGAAGUUUCCUUGCCGACGAAUGUCUUUGUAACUCAUUCCAGCCAAUCUCGAGUUGACUAGGAACUCAUCUCUGGAUUCUCGGGUCUCUAAUACUUGUGCUUCAGCUCUGGGCUGUGGUGAAAUCGCUGGCUGCCAGGCCUUUGGAUCAAUCCACGCGGGGGUGGCAACUGAUCUUGGAGAGCAAGCCUCCGAAAUACGUGGGCUCGGACUCGGACUGUGAUUGUAGGAGGGAUUCUGGAUGUCUUUUGGUGGAGGACUGCUCUUUCUGCGAGUGUAACGUGGAAAUUUGAUCACCUUCGAAUGCUUCUUGGCGUUUCUGCUCGGAGGGAAAUCAUUGCUGGGCACUACCGGUACGAAUCUGCGAGAGCUGGGGACGCAGUCGGGAAGCGCUGUACGGUGCCGACGAAGAGGUUGUGGCUCAACAAGUUGGAGUUCUUCCGGAAUAAAUCUCACUCCAGGGCCAUCAACCGCCAUGACAGGACUGGAGUCGGACAGUGCCAGCAAUGAGUCUUGGCUUGAUCCAGAGGAUGAGAGAGACGCUGACGAGACGUUCAAAGUCAGCAACUUAGGAGAUAUAGUGUUGGAAGCCAGGGAUUGCGGACCCCAUGUCGAUGUUGAUCCAGAGGUGGAGCUCCAAGGAUCGCUGUAUUGCUGCGGUGGGCAUCUCGGCAAUCCGUCGUUACUAAAAGGAAGCUCAAACGAGCUUAUAGGCCCUUUACUUCCGCGCAAAUUGUCUGGCCAACAGUAGGCCUUGAUAGUCGAUAUGUCACUGCUCCUGGUAUUAGUAGAGUCUAUCGUUCGACAGUCGGCAAAUGCUUGCGGUUCUGAGUAGCUGCUGUGAACAAUUUCAGCGCUUGUGGCGGAGAUUUUCAUUGAAUUGUCUUGCAUGGAGGUUCUCUCAGCAUAUGUCGAUUGAGGUAAACCAGAAGGCGAUGUGAACGAUGAAUUGCCGCCGUUAGCCUGAGGUUGAUGGCCGACAUUCUUCAAGACGUUUCGUACGCUCGAAAAUUCAGCAAAGCUUCCUCGUCCUCGGACCAAGCUCAUCUGGGAAUAGUCAUUCCCUAGCAUUGGGCUUGGUCUUCCGAGACAUAUCAUUUCGCUUGUUUGCUCCUGGUACGGUGGUUGCGAGGUGGAGAUAUUUUCGUAGGAUUGGUGUUGAGGUUGGUGUGCCUGCGAGUAGCCCACGAUUCCAGGCAAAUCUACAGCUUGGCUCGGGGUAACACAACAUGUCUCUGGGUAGUAUCCUCCGUACAGGCUGUGAACCUGUCGAGUUGUCAGUUAUGAGAAAGACCUUUGUUGAUCGAGGAUUGCCAACUUGAAAGUUUUCGUUGUUGCUGUACUCAUCGAGGUUUCCAUCCCAGCUGCCACUAGUUGACGAUAACACGGGCCUGAAGAUACUCCAAGCCUUGGCAUCGUUGUUCGCCAUCUCAACAAGUCUUUGAUGAAACGCCGCCUCCGUUCCGUGGAAUGGGACAAAGGCUUCGAAGCCGUUGGAGACAUAUCCGGGCUCCGCGUUGAUAAACAUUGUGGUAAUACUCUCACCGCUGUACUGUUUCAGGGACUAUGUAGCCUUGCGUUGAUUCGGCUUCUACCUAGAACGUCUGACGUACUUCAGAAGCAGGAUGCCCGUGCCCUUCGAUGCCGGUAAUGCUAUGCAACAAAGCCUCCAAACAGAGUCAAACUUGCAGGCGGUCAGCGAUGAGACUUUGCGUCAAUGAUCAGGUAUUCAAUCUCUUGAGAUUGAGUGGAUGGGAUGAUCCCACUGGACUAUCGGCAGUCGUGGAAGAGAUGUCGAUCACCGGGGAAUGUACAGAACAACUCUCUGGUUAGAUUUCCGAUAUGCAGUCUACAUCAGGUCUACUUGCAGUCAUUAGUCCGUACGGUACUGCCACACCGCCAGCAUAGUAGGGGAGUGAGGUUGUUUACCUAGGGCCAGGCGUGUUUCCCUCCUCGUUACCAGACUACGCCGAGACGUUCAGUAUUGCCUUAGGCGUACCACGUUAUUAGUAGUUGUUACUAUUCAGAUCACAACAGUCAGAGAAAGGACGAACAAUGGCAUUUUAACAACAAGGGAUCCAGCGAAGGACAUGGACAAUUAUACGAGAAAUGGUUGGAAUUGAACUUUACCAAUGUAAGAUGCCAAAUCUUAUUAGUCUCUCGAUAAGGUUCUAGAGGUAUCGAAGAAGUAACAACGACUGGUAGUGACCGAGUUAGCUCUGCAUUUACCAUCACGCCUCCCCAUGCUUGCCAUGUCCAACUACUAUGGGUCCAUGAGGAGUUGCCGCUCCGUCGAGCCUUCCGUCAGAAAUCCACAAAGACCAGCCUCCCUAACAAUACUGCGAAGAUAUCAAUCAUCAUUCUCGCUUAGUUCUGGCGUGAUGAUAUCGGCUACAUCAACACCUAGACCUGCUCUGUGUCCUCUUUGCCUCAUUGCUUGGCAGAGACGCCGUUGUAAGUGCGGCUAAAAUCUCCCAGUUCCGCUGCACGUGUCCGCCACAGAUCUUUGGUGCGAAUGAACUUGUUCGCUGUCCUGAAGCUUGAGCCGUCCUGUGUUGGCAUUGGUUCCUCUGAGAUGGCCUGGCGUGUAUGUGUGUGAGAGAGCCCCCGCUUUUGACAAGGUGCAAACGACGGCUGGCUGCAUCACAGGGCCGAGCUUGGACUGUACCACGUCCUCCCACCCUUUCCUGCAAACGACCAUUGGCUCGUUCCGUCCCAUUUUUUGUAUUAUAAUCGUUUGAUCGCAUGGUGGUUAUCAAUUGGUCCACUCAUCGAUGAGGGAGAAAUCUUGAGAGUGUUCUCGGUCGGUUAAGCUUUCCGCCACAAGAAAACACAGAACACAUGGCAAUACAAGGGAUUAACAAGCACGGAUACUUUCCCUGCUCAUUCAAAGCAAUACCAUCCAUUUUUGCCUUACCCCAGCCUUCUCUAUCCGUUUCUCCACAUGGGAAAUUCUCCGAUCCGCUUGAAGUGACACCGCCUCUUCGCAUCCGGUACCCUUGAGCGCUGAAUUAUUCUACCUGGCAAGCCGUCCCCGGCAGAUCGCAAACAAACGGUGGCACAGGCCGAAAGCCAACCCAUAUCCUGCGGAAAACUGCACGUACCACCCUGGCGAAAUGCACUGAAAACCCUUACUGCAAAUUGCGAAAGCCAAUCCCAACGUCAAGGAAUACGUUUCUAGCUGCUGCUCCUUACUGCUCCUGUCCCAGAUUUGACCAAGCUGUGAGGAAACCGAAGGUGACCUUUGGUUGGUUCGUUCCAUCUGAAUAUUAUUUGUCUUCUCGAAAGUUUGAUGCUUGGACCAAUGAAAUGAAUGGCCUUCGCUCCAGCGUUCAAUCUCAUAGAUUUCUGAAUGUAGUUGAUACUGCAAGCUGUUGCCGGGAGGUAGCCAGUUCACUUCCUAGCGGGAUCGAUCCUAUCGUCUUGAUCCAAUGGAUUGUAUAAGUCAGUAGCGCACGGUAGAGAGGGUGAUCGGCUUCAUGGUCUUCCCGCCUCGUAUGAGUGGGGUUCGAAACGUAUGGCCAGGUCCUGUCCGAAAAGAGGUCAUAACCCUGGGGAGGCAUCCCUUUCCAGCCACACAUGCAGUAAUGCAUGAGUGGUAACCAGGUUAGUGGUUUAUUUGGUGUCCAUACAUAUGACGCCCGGUUUCCAUAUGAGUGGAUUGGCGGUCGAUUGCCGUUGAGCUGCCGUCAUGCUGAAGAUCUUUGAGCGGAAGUCUCCGACUGAGCACUUGACAUCUGCAUCAUCCGAUGGGAGGUUGAAAUGCAGCUCCGAAAUUGGAGGGGUGUUCUGGCUUCCAUGCACUGACGUCGUUUUUUGUUGUUUGACAAGUCAGUCUUUGGCAAAUGCUUCGACUGAAAGCUCUGGUAUUUUUGGGGUCUCAUCGACGCAUUGGCCGGUCUUCAUACCAUGAAGCCUGGAACGAAGUCGGUAACAUUGUCACGGCAAGCAACUUUGGUUUGGACUCCAGGAUAGUUCUUCAUAUUUUCAGUUGCUUAACCCUGCCAGUUAACGUGCCAGAUCUCGAAGAGUUGAAAUUAGCAAUGACAUGAAGACGAUAUUCAUCGCCCCCUGCAGUUGCCAUUUCAAAUGUGGGGCAAUUGGAAAGUUGAGAUCGUAAGCUGUGCAUUUUUUGGGUAUUUGACUCUCCCUACCACAGUCAACUUACCUACGCAGUAUUUCAAAGCUGGGACUGCCAACUUUGCCCUUUUUGUCAACUUGUGUGGAUCCAGGGCACUUCGGAAAGCACGGCAACAUUAUUCCCCUUGUUGACACUCGCUAAAACUGCACGGCCACCACCGUGGAGGCUAAUUGAGUAAGUAACAAAACCUUGGAUCCACGGAACUUUAACGCCCUGAUGGUAUCUUUCGCGAUCGCGACUCUGGUUUAAUUUGACAUCCAUGUGCACAAUAGCCGUCAAAUCUCAA